GCAGAGACAGAUGCACAGAUAUGUUAGGUUUGAUAUUGACGUAUCGCUGCAGAAAUGAUAUCGAACACUGAGUAGCGUUUCAAAAUAGCUUUUUUUUCACAAAACUUAUCAAAUUGUAGAUUUUCGACGAACGCUUUUGCUGGCGUGAUUCUGCUUUGGAAUACAAGGUGCAUUUGGCUUGGCGUUGUGUAGCGGUGGAUUCCCGAGUGGAUAGUUGUCAAUCUAAAGCUAGUAUGUGCAAGUCCGCAGAUUGUUCGAUGAAGAUAUUUGACAGUGCGGAUUUGGAAAUUGCUCUGAAACAGUGGAACGACUUGAAGAUGAAGUUUAGUUGUACCUCCCGGGAGUUGGCCGCAAAAAAAGCGGAUAACCAGGCUGCGGAGUUAUCCAGUCUCCUUCGUCCAAAGGAAAAGGAGGGUGACCUGAAUAAAAAAGUAUUGUCUCGAAGUAAAGUGCACCAGUUUGCUAGGAAUGCAUUUGGCUCUGCAAAAGCUAGUGUUUCACCUAAGAGCAAUGGGGUGGUGGAACCGGUGGAUAAUGGAGAAGCUCGCAAGAACGUGCCUGACCAUUUAACACUUUUACAGCUCUUAGCAUUAAAUGCUCUUGACUUAACUGCUCCUGCAAGUAAUGUUCUACUGAAAAACAGGCUUAAUAACUGGGUGCAACUUUCUGGUCAUGAAGGGUCAUUUGCUCCUGCUGGACCAGGAACUAUUUGGAAGAAGAGUUCUCCAGAUGGUGUUGAAAUAGAAGCAUACAAAAAGCUAAUGAAAGAUCCUCUUGCUACAAUGGUGCCACAUUUUUAUAAAGAUGUCGAGUAUAAUGGAGAAUACUUUAUUGAAAUGCAAGACCUUCUGUAUAAUUUCAAGAAUCCUGCUGUGAUGGACAUUAAAAUGGGAACAAGAACUUUCUUAGAAUCAGAAGUAGAAAAUAACAAAGCUCGAAGUGAUUUAUAUGAGAAAAUGGUAAAGGUAGAUCCUACAGCUCCUACGCCUGAGGAAAAGGAAAAUAAAGCCAUUACCAAGUUAAGAUAUAUGCAGUUUCGAGAAAAUCUGAGUUCUUCUGCGGAACUUGGCUUUAGAAUAGAAGGAUUUAAGGUUCAUGGUGAAGAACCUACCAAAGAUUUAAAAAUGUUAAAAUCUAAAGAAGAUAUCUCCAGAACGCUAAGGCAGUUUUUCAAUAAGAGUGAGAAAAUACGGCUACAGUUGAUUACUCGACUUCAGAAUUUGAGAACAAAAUUAGAAAAGUCGCCUUUCUUUCGCCAGCAUGAGGUGAUAGGUAGCAGCAUUCUUAUUAUUCAUGAUGGUAAAAGAGCUGGUGCUUGGAUGAUAGACUUUGCAAAGACUAUGCCAUUGCCUGAAGGCAUUUCUAUUGAUCACAGGUCAAGAUGGUGUAAUGGCAAUCAUGAAGAUGGCUACCUCACUGGUUUAGAUAACUUGAUAAUGGUUUUGAAAGAAUCCAGAAAUAAAGGCAAUGGUUUGUAGGCUACGUAUCUUGUCCAGUUGCAAAAUAUGAUUGAUAAAUAUGCUUAUGGAAAAGCUUUUGGACUUUGUAUAUUGUUGGUGUUUUAGUGUUUAAAUUGGCAGGCAAACAAGUCAGUCGCCUGUUCUGAAGUUCCUAACUUUCUUGUGUUUUGCUGCUAGAAUAAGUUUUAAAAUAUAUGCACAAAAUAAUAUCUGAAUAUUUGUGCCAUACCUCUAUAGUCAUUAAAUUUAUAUGGAAUUCUAUUCAUAUGUGUAUAAGAAUAAGGUGUAUCUCUUUCAAUUAAAGAUGUAUCUCUUUCAGUUCAUUAAAUCUAGUGAUAAUGUUUUUCUAGUGGCAAAAUGUACAUAUAAAUCUUUUGAAUAAUAUUAUUGUGAUAUAUUUUUAUAAACUGAUAUAGUCUGAGUUUUCCAAGCAGCAUGAUGGCUAUUAUGCUCUGUGAGAUAAACUUCUAAAGAAAUAUCAGUUUAUAAAAUAUUAUAUCAUAAUGUAUCAUUAUUUGAUGUAAUAAAAAACUUUGUGUUUAUCUUCAUGAAUAUUAGUGCCAAAUAUCUGUUGAAUUCAAUGAAAUAUUUAAAAAGAGUCAGAUUUUGAAAUUCUUUUUCUACAUGUGAAUUUAUAAUAUAGGUUUGAGCAGUAUUAUAUUGUUUAAUCAACAAAUAUGUUGAUGAAACAAGGAAAUGUAAUUGUACAUAGAUUGUCCAAUUUAAUCUGCUUAAGUAACUCGAUUUCUCAGUUCAUACUGAGGCUUGUUAAUAGCAUCAUAUGUGUAAAUAUGUAGUAGCUUAUUUAUUAUGAUUAGUAAUAAAAUAUUGAAAUAAAAAUGGA
Molecule: messenger RNA, 2304 nt
Organism: Stegodyphus dumicola
Lineage: Eukaryota; Metazoa; Arthropoda; Arachnida; Araneae; Eresidae
Gene: IP3K1
Product: inositol-trisphosphate 3-kinase-like protein
Biological process (GO): inositol phosphate biosynthetic process; phosphatidylinositol phosphate biosynthetic process
Cellular component (GO): cytoplasm; nucleus
Molecular function (GO): inositol hexakisphosphate kinase activity
Source: RefSeq, a predicted model, not a curated record